CGGACGUCAGCUCAGCUGCCAACUGCCAACUUCAUUCAGUUCCUUUCUGGCUGCCGUCGAACGUUGUCGUCGUUCGGUUGAAUCGAAUCGAAAAGCGCAGCUCGCCAAAAAGCCAGGCCAAAAUCUCAAAGCCAGGGCUCAGUGAAACCGUUUUGUCAGCACAUAUAUUUUCGAAAAAUCGCGUAAAAAUUUGUCGAAGACGAAACCAAUUUUUUAGUGGCAAAGCAAGCAAGCAACAAAAAAACCCAAACAAACCGCAGCACAUUUCUUGGAUUAAGUGCCACAAAGUUCCUGUUCGCCAGCAGCAACAAACACCAACCACUUGGAUUACUACAAACAACAGUAUUAUCACCUAAAACUAGCACAACGACUUCUGAAAAUUUCUUAAAUAAUUUGUAAACUCCAACGAUUUGCUAGGCAACCAAAAAACAAAACAACAAACUUGUGCAACAUCCCAAAACAAAUGUGAAAGCGUGACAAACAAACAAAAAAAAGAAAGAAAUACGAAACAAAAAACAAAUGAGCAAAAAGUGAACAAAAAGUGAAAAGUAAGAAAGAGUGAGUGUUCGAAAAUGCUGCAGUGAACCUUUUGAGAAAAACCACAAAAAACACCAAUCAACAAAAUAUAAUCACACAACAACAGCAGCAGCAACAGCACAGAGAGACAAGUGUUGUUGUCCCAUGUAUUUGUUGAUGCCAUGCAAUUGAUUGUUGACAAAAUUCCCAUGUAUUCCAAACAAACAACGAAGCGCAAUUCCAAAAAGUAAGUUUUGAAGAACCUCUAAGAAUCUAAAUGAAAAACUGCACAACAAACAGUGAAAAGUGUCCAAGGCAAAGCAAAGCAAAGCAAACAAACAAACAGCAAGGAAAACCCUUCCAGUGAACUGAUAAGCUGAUAACAGCGGCGAAAGAGACAGCAACAAGCCGGAGGAACAGAGAUAGGCUUCCACAGCUGCUGCUGUCGCUUCUUCUUCUUCUUCACGCGGUGGUGCACCUGUCCCACCCACAGCCCAACAACAACAACUUUAGCAACAACCAUCAACAACAACAAUUAACACACCACGCGCUGUUGCCAUAAAACCCAAAAGAAAAAGAAAACUUAGGAAAAAUGAUGAAAUGAACCAGCAGGCGGGCUCCUCAAGGGCGCCAGCCACCGGGGGCCAAAUCUCACCGCCAGGUGCAACAGUCGGCUUAGACCAGCAGCAGCAGUUGCAGCAGCAGCAGCAGUACUACAACCAGCAGCAGCAGCAACAGUACCAGCAGCAGCAUCAGCGCGACAACUUUCUGGCCUACCAGCAACAGCAGCACCAGCAGCAGCAGCAACAGCAGCAACACCAGCGAUCCGGAGGCGGCGGUGGCAACUUUAUGCUGGGCAAUGACCUUGUCGGCAGCGACAGCCUGCGCAGCCUGAACAAUACCUUCGGUCCCAACUCGGAGUUCACGGCCCUCGGGGGCGCCUCCAGCUCGGCAGCCUCCUCGCUAAGCGGCCUGAGCAGCUCCAGCGGUCAGGGAUACACGGGCAUGGUGGCUGCCAGCCAGCAGCACCAGCAGCAGCAGCAACACCACCAGCAACAGCACCACCAACAGCAGCAGCAACACAUGUCCAGCAUGGACGCCAUGGGCGGCUACAGUCAGAUGGGUGGCGGCAUGCACCCUGGACCCAACAGCGGCAUGAUGGGCAACAUGAAUGCCCAGUACAUGAACGGCGGCUCCGGCCAGGGGGGCUACAAUGGCACCCAGGGCAUGGGCAUGGGCUACGGCGGAGGUGGCAACAUCGGACCCCAGAGGCACCAUCAAAUGACGCCCAUGAACCAGAUGCAGAACAUGUCAAUGGGCCCCGGUGUUGGUGGCUCUUCGGGCAUGGGCGGCGGCAUGAAUCCCCUCCAGCAGCAGGCGGCGCAGCAGCAAAUGGGCAGCAUGAAUCCGAUGGCCAAGAUGCAGGGCAUGGCCAACGGUGGAUAUCCCCAGCAGGCGCCGCCCAGCCUCACCCAGCAGCAACAACAGCAGCAGCAGCAGCGGAGGAUGGCUCCGUAUCCCCACCCCCAGAUGCACAUGGCCCAGAAGAGGGCGGCGGCUGGAGUGGGCGGAGCGGGCGGAAUGUAUCCGGGAAAUCCCAUGCAGCAGCAGCAGCAGGCGCAGAUGUACGGAAACGGGCAGAUGCAUCCCGGAUCCGGAGGAGGCGUUCCCCUGCCCAUGCAGGCGGGCGGAGCAGGAAAUGGCUACGGACGCAGUGGACCCAUGGGCGCCGGCAAUGGAGGUUACGGCCGUAUGUCCGCGGGUAAUGGCCUGGGUCCAACCGGUGGACCCGUAAUGGGACCCAUCGGACCCGGGGGAAUGACCGCUGGAGGAAUGGGACCGGGACCUGGGUGCAUGAGCCAGCAGCGCUUCAUGCCCCAAGGAUCCGGCGGCGGAAUGCCCGGAGUGGGCUACGGCGGAGUGGGAGGAGCUGGCUCGCAUCAGGGUCAGUUCUAUCCGGGCAACGGCCAGAGCGCCGGAAUGCAGCAGGCAGGUGGCAUGUGCCCGGCGGGCCCGGGAGGCGUGGCCACCACCGGCAAUCCCUACCAGAAUCAAGGUUUCCAGCAAAACUAUCAGCACAGUCCAGUUCCUGGCAAUCCCACGCCACCACUGACGCCCGCCUGCAGUGUGCCCUAUGUCAGCCCCAACCCGGACAUCAAGCCACCCAUGGACAACAGCGAAGAAAUGAGACUGACAUUCCCGGUGCGCGAUGGCAUCAUCUUGGCUCCUUUCCGCCUGCUGCACAAUCUGUCGGUCAGCAACCACGUGUUCCAUCUCAAGCAGAAUGUUUACAACACGCUGAUGUGCAGAACCGACUUGGAGCUGCAGCUCAAGUGCUUCCACCAGGACGACCGGCAGAUGAACACCAACUGGCCGCACACCGUCACCGUCUCCGCGAAUGCCACGCCCCUGAACAUCGAGCGGUCCGAGAAGAACAGCACCGCCCUGCGUCCGCUCUACUUGAAGGCCGUCUGCCAGCCAGGGAGGAAUACGCUCCAGCUGACCGCCAGUUCCUGCUGUUGUUCGCACCUGUUUGUGCUGCAGCUAGUCCAUCGACCCUCGGUGCGCCAGGUGCUGCAGACGCUGCACAAGCGCAACUUGCUGCCCCUGGAGCACAGUGUGCAGAAGAUCAAGCGCAAUCUGAGCCAGCCGGAGGCGAAUCCCGGAACGGAGGCCACGCCCCAGCAGCAGCCGGGCGGCGGUGGCCAGCAGUGCGCCAAGAUCUCAUUGAAGUGCCCCAUCACCAAGUCGCGGAUACGACUUCCGGCCCGGGGUCACGAGUGCAAGCACGUGCAGUGCUUCGACCUGGAGGCGUAUCUGAUGAUCAACAGCGAGCGGGGCUCGUGGCGCUGCCCCGAGUGCAGCAAGUCGGCCAUCACCGACACCCUGGAGAUCGAUCAGUACAUCUGGGCCAUACUCAACACGCUGAACAACUCGGAUGUGGACGAGGUGAUCAUCGAUUCGUCGGCCAACUGGCGGGCGCUACAGCACAAUGGCGGCAUGCCGAAUGCACCGCCCCCCUCGAAUGUUCCUAGCAAUCCCAGUGGCGGAAGUGGCCCCAAUCCCGGAAACGGAAGUGGCAACUCCACCAUGCCGGCCAUCAAACAGGAACUGUGCGACGACAUCGCCAAGGUCAUGUCGCCGGGAUCCACCCAACUGCCCACCUGGGACAGUGCGCAGGCCAUGAGUCCCUACAACAUGCACGACAUGAACUCCAUUGCCAGCGGCAACAUGAUGGGCAACGGCGGCAACACCAACCAGCAUGGCAAUCGCAGCAGCUACGACGGCUUCAGUGGCAACCACAGUGAUGGCAGCGGCGGUUUGGCCGGCAGCGAUGGCGGAGUCAACUCCCUGGACCAGCUGAAUGCCAUGGAAAAGUCUCUCAGUGAUCAGAUGCCCCACACCCCGCACACUCCCGGAGCGGCCAGCCAUCCGAUGACGCCCGGCGGACCGCCCAGCGUGAGCAGCUCCCACAACGAACCCAUCAGCGGCGGCACGCCCAAUGCCAACGGAAGCGGAAGCGGCAGCAACGGAAGCGGCAACAACAACAGCAGCACGGGCCACAACUCGCCGCAGACGCCGGGCACGCCCAGUCGCAUGGGCGGCGGCGGCGGCAUGGGCGGCGGUGGAGCGGACAGCCAGCAGCAGCAGCAGGAGCAGCUGCUCAACUCGCUGAUGAGCAGUCAGACGCAGUUGAAGUUCAGCGAGAGCGAUCUGAGUGCCGAGCUGCAGAGCUUCGAUGCGGCGGCAGCGGCCAUUAAUGACACAGCCCACGACCUGAAUCUGCUGCAGGACGUGGACCCCAUGGAGAUACUGUCCUAUCUCGAUCCCCAGCCCGACCUUAACACUCCGCCCUCGAGUGGCAGCAGCAACAACAACGCCAGCGACGACCUGCUGGCCACGUUAUUCGACUAGACCCAAUCAAAACAGAUGGCGAGAUGGUAAAUCAAGGCCCCAGAGCUGAGAGAGAGGAGAGUUGGGGAAUUGAAAUGGCAGAAAUACCAUAAAUUGUAUAUAGUAUUAUUAAUUUUAAUGAAAUGUGCACUAGAAGCAAGUCGCGUACUUCAACCAACAGUUUCGUUUCCUCACACAAACCAACAGCAGCAACAAGUAAAACCACAAAAACGGAUAAACUAUUACAAACAACACACUGGAUGAGAAAUCGAAGCGGAAAUCUGAAUUUGCCCGUGUUGAAAAACAAUGAAAUGUGAUUUAAAAAUUAAUUAAUUAAAUUAAUUGGCAUUUAAUUUAAAGCUAACCGACAAAAAACACCCAUAAAAAACGCAAAAAAAAUACACACACACAUACACAAAAAGCGUAAAAAAAAUAACAACAGUCAUUAUACCAUAUAAAAAAAAGAAAAAACAAUUAAGUUCGGAGCAUGAAAAUUCCUUCAAUGAAAUUUACGAAUUUAAAAUGCAGCAGCAGGUCCUUUGUUCGUUUAUUUGAAAAUUACAUUUUUUGUUCGCCUUAUCCCAGACUUGUUGCAAAUCGUUUCUUGUUCAUUUGAAAAGUAUUAAAAAUAUAAAAACAGAGUGUUAAAUCAGCAACAACAAAACAAGCAUGAGCAAGGAAAAACAAAAGCGGAAAAAAUGAGAGAUACAAAAUACAUACAAGUGAAAUCCCAACAAUUUUAUUACAUUUAUAAAAUGAAAACCCUUACAUUUUAAUUGUUGCAUAAUUUUAAUUAUUUUUUAAAGCCUAUCUACAGAUAAAAAGUAAUUGAUUUAGCUCGGUAAAUGAUAAACGAAAUUUAACAGAGCAGCGGAGGAAAUAUUAAGAAUUAUUAACUUUAACGAACAGAAAGUAAAUGUGUAUGAUUAAGUGACAAAACAAAACUGCAUAAUUAGCGGAAGGAGAAACAAACUAUUAAAAGUGUAAAUCAAAUUUAAUGCUAGAUCUAAAAUAUAUUGUAUAUAUGGAUAUGUAUGUUAUAUAUGCGGCAACAACAAAAAAACACAACCCCUCCCCCAAAAAAACACACACAAAGCUAAUUAAUACAUUUAAAUAAUGAUAAUAAUAAAUGAAAAAACAAAAAGUAUUUCAAAACUAAAA
Drosophila biarmipes is the source of this 5571-nucleotide messenger RNA. RefSeq names its product zinc finger MIZ domain-containing protein 2 (gene tna). NCBI's taxonomy places the organism in Eukaryota, Metazoa, Arthropoda, Insecta, Diptera, Drosophilidae. Gene Ontology annotation, molecular function: SUMO ligase activity; zinc ion binding. Gene Ontology annotation, biological process: regulation of transcription by RNA polymerase II; protein sumoylation. The record is from RefSeq and is a predicted model, not a curated record. The transcript is spliced from 11 exons. The coding region runs from base 1117 to 4431 and encodes 1104 amino acids.